AGCUGGAUGCGACCCAAAGAUGUCCACCGUGGGUGCCUGACAGCUGAACUCGGCUGCGCUGGCGGCUUUGGGAGCGGCGCUGAGGGCUAAUCUGGGUCUCGCGAUUGGGCAGAGAUCCGAUGUGCCGCUCUCUCUCUCUCGGUUGCGCGGCUCAUUCGGUGCUGCUCGCUGUGAGCGCAGAUCAGUAUCGACAACGAGGUCUGGGUCUGAGAGGUAAACAGACUUCGUCAUCAUUCGUUUUUCUUAGGUUUCUCCAUUUUUCUUUCGUGUUCUUGUCAAGUUUUGAUCAUACCUGGAUCUUGCAACUGGAAGAGUGUCGAAUCUUGUUGGUCGACGAUGAUGACGAGAGCUCAAGACGCUAUCGGCGAUCUUGUUCAGCCUUGGAAAACGCGCCGGGGGCGAGUCAGGGUCUCGGCCACAGCCCUGCCAGGAGGAAUCUGGAGGAAUGACGUCUUUCCCGAUCGGGACGUGGAGAAAGUCUCUCAGACGAAAGCACUCUACCAGGCAGCGCUGAUGCUAUUUCAAGACUUUGCAAACCGACCGCAAUUCAGAUGUUUGUACUCCGUACAGCCAUUUGUUUGUCUGUUGCCCAGGUACUGUAGGUCCAUGGCGAGGUCAAACUCUCCGACAAUUCAAAGGUCCCACUGGCAGGGACGAAGUUCCGAAAAAAACCUGAGACCUGGAGCGGAACAGGGGCUUGGGCGAUCCGUUGGCGGGGUGGGCCACAACUUGGCCAACCUUCUUGGCCCAGUUUGCUUCCAGAAUCUUGACUUGCAGCUGUUGUGGGCUUUCGCAAGGUAAUGUAUGACGCAAACAGAGCGAGAUCGCGCUCGCAGAGUGGUGUGGCUGGCCUCGAAUGUAGUGUUGUGAACUGCUGAUUAGACAAGAUCCGCUACCUGGUAGUGAACGAUCUGCAU
Messenger RNA from Parathielavia appendiculata, 917 nucleotides. RefSeq lists its product as uncharacterized. Lineage: Eukaryota; Fungi; Ascomycota; Sordariomycetes; Sordariales; Chaetomiaceae. Bases 337 to 801 code for a protein of 154 amino acids. The transcript has a single exon. The record is from RefSeq and is a predicted model, not a curated record.